Molecule: messenger RNA, 382 nt
Organism: Vidua macroura (Pin-tailed whydah)
Lineage: Eukaryota; Metazoa; Chordata; Aves; Passeriformes; Viduidae
Gene: NMS
Product: neuromedin S
Exons: 8
Coding region: 1-366 (121 amino acids)
Source: RefSeq, a predicted model, not a curated record
AUGCCCUCGCCGCCGCCCGCCCUGCCCUGGCUCCUGGCCGCCUGCUGCCUCUGCGCCCUGCCGCGGGGCUCAGGGUUCCCGCAGCCUUUCUCGCGCUACCGGGACGGUGUGGAGCUGCCCCCAAACCAGCAACUGGCACUCUGUUUCAGUCAGUGGAUGGAAAUGUCUGAUCAACCCCAGAUCUCGAGCACUGUUUUGGAUCUUUGUUAUUCCAUAUUCAACAGCAUGCAUAAAAAUGAGGAAUCACAGAUUGCUUCUGCAAAGUUUACAAAGAAGGACAGUCAUGGAACUCUGGGGCGGCCUUUCUUCCUUUUCAGGCCUCGAAAUGGAAGAACUAUUGAAGGCAGUGAAUAUCGUGGAAUGUGACGUUCAUGGAUUCAUU